This is a messenger RNA of Pollicipes pollicipes, 1789 nucleotides long. Its product is annotated as protein transport protein Sec31A. The transcript is spliced from 12 exons. Gene Ontology annotation, biological process: COPII-coated vesicle cargo loading; endoplasmic reticulum to Golgi vesicle-mediated transport; endoplasmic reticulum organization. Gene Ontology annotation, molecular function: protein binding; structural molecule activity. Gene Ontology annotation, cellular component: COPII vesicle coat; endoplasmic reticulum exit site. Bases 245 to 1789 code for a protein of 514 amino acids. The record is from RefSeq and is a predicted model, not a curated record. NCBI's taxonomy places the organism in Eukaryota, Metazoa, Arthropoda, Thecostraca, Pollicipedomorpha, Pollicipedidae.
UGCGGGUGGAAGCAUAGGGAGGGGGCGUCAUUGAAUUGCGUGAGUUUUUGCUAGACCGGUUAGGUAUAUUAGCUAAGGCUUUCGAGGACCCACUGUUCUGUGCCUACCUCGUUUAGGUUUUAUUGAGAUAAACCCCAGCAGCACACUGUUGGGUGCAGUGGCAACGGAACGUCGCUAGCUGUGGGACCGAAAAAAAUCGGCUUUUAGUGCGAGGCCCGCGGAGCCCGGCCCGACCCAGCCCGCCAUGAAGGUGAAGGAGGCAGAGCGGACGGCCAACGUGGCCUGGUCGCCGGCGCCGCUGCCGCGCGUGCUGAUGGCGGCCGGCACCGCCGCCCAGCAGCUGGACGCCACCUUCUCGUCGACGGCUCGGCUAGAGGUGUUCAGCCUGGCGCUGGACCAGCCGUCGCUGGACAUGCCGGCGGUGGCCAGCGUCGAGACGGCGGCGCGGUUCCAUUGCGUGUCGUGGGGCGCACACGGCCUGGGCGGUCAGCGGCCGGCCGGGGUCAUCGUCGGCGGCGCCGACGGUGGCCUCAUCAGCCUGUACGACGCCCAGCAGCUGCUGGACGGCCAGCCGGCGCUGCUGGAGACCGUCAGCCGACACUCGGGCGCCGUGCGCGCGCUCGACUUCAACCCCUUCCAGGCGAACCUGCUGGCGUCGGGCGCCGCCGACUCGGAGCUGUUCAUCUGGGACCUGAACAGCCCCAGCACGCCCAUGACGCCCGGAGCCAAGGCGCAGCCGUCCGAGGACGUGUCGGCCGUCAGCUGGAACAAACAGGUUCAGCACAUCAUGGCGUCGACGUUCACGUCUCGCUGCGUGGUGUGGGACCUGCGCAAGAACGAGCCCAUUAUCAAAGUCAGCGACGGCCAGGCGGGGAUGAAGUGUAAGGUUCUGGCGUGGCACCCGGAGGUGGCCACGCAGCUGGUGCUGGCCAGCGAGGACGACCACACGCCCACCAUCCAACUGUGGGAUCUGCGAUUCGCCACCUCGCCGCUCAAAACGCUCCAGCGACAUCAAAAGGGUAUCCUGUCCCUGGCCUGGUGCGAGCGCGACUCUCACCUGCUGCUCAGCGCCGGAAAGGACGACAAGAUCCUCUGCUGGGACCCGCACGCCGACACUGCCGGUGGCGAGGUGGUGGCCGAGCUGUCGGCGUCGCCGCAGUGGAACUUCUCGGUGCGGUGGUGUCCGCGGAACCCUGCCCUCAUCGCCGCCUCCAGCUUCGACGGCCGCGUCUCCGUCUACAACGUCAUGGGCAAGGUGGAGGAGCCGCCCGUCUCUCCGGCCUCUACGCUGGUGGACUCGUUCCCGGACAUGGCGGGCGUGGCGGCGGCGCUACCGGCCGUGCAGCGGCGCACGUCCGUGCCGCUCACGCGGCCGCCCGGCUGGAUGCGCCGGCCCUGUGGCGCCACCUUUGGAGUGAUUCGCGGCGGCCGGCUGGUGUCGUUCCACCACGAGAAGCCGACCGACGGCGGCCGACCCCAGCGGCUGGUGGAGGUCCGUCAGGUGGUCACCGACCCUGAGCUGGUGCAGCGCUCCGAGCAGUUCCAGCAGGUGCUGCUUGUCGGACGGCCUGGCCCGCGUACUGCGCCGAGCGGGCCGAGUCGGCGGCCGAGCCGGACCGGCCCAGUCUGGCGCUUCCUUGCGGCCCGCUUCAGCGCCGACCCGCGCGCCGAGCUGCUCGGUCUGCUCGGGCGUACCAGAGUCAAGCAGGCGGACGGCGGCGGCAGCGGCGGGCGACUCCGACCAGGGAUUGCAGAUGGAGACGAUCCUCAGUUCGAGAUGGACAUGUGA